Miscanthus lutarioriparius is the source of this 1215-nucleotide messenger RNA. Lineage: Eukaryota; Viridiplantae; Streptophyta; Magnoliopsida; Poales; Poaceae. The record is from the annotation of a GenBank genome assembly.
AUGGCCCCCGCCGACGCCGGAGACUUCCUCCUAGACGAGGACGACGACGAUUUCUUUGGGGAGCUCAAUCCCCACCCCUACCGUGGCGGCUACGACCUCGCCGCCACCUUCGGAACUCCUCUCCCGCCGUCCUCCAACAUAUGCUACCCCGUCUCCUCCUCUGCCGCCACCGCCGCCACCGCCGCCCCGCUAUCCCCUCGCCGCCUUCGCCCACACCGGAGCCAGAGGAUCCUCGGCCAGAGAAACCCUAUGGCACUGAGGAAGCGCUGCGGGGUCUGGCACACGAAAUCCCGCCGAACGGGGCGGCGAGGGAAGGGAAGGCGCGGAGGGGCAGGCGGACCCGUACGAGGAACGGCGGAUUGUGGUGGACAGUUACAUGGUUCCUGUUUGUGCGAUCAGGAAAGAAAGCGGGAGGAUGCCUUUUCCGUCGAGGUUGAAGUGGUGCCACCGUCGGUGGCGGUGGGAAUAGUGGAGGCGGACGAUGCCACUGGGGAACUGGUUCAGACCAAUGACUUAUCGUGGCAUAGUAACAACAGAGAUGAGGCCGAUACUUACAGCCAGUCAAUGUCCAAUUCAUACUAUACACCUUCUUUUGCGCAAUCUUAUGGUCUUCAUGGUGUUUUGGGCAAGCCAGAUUGGUUUCUCAAUUUCAGCUACUCAGAGUCUAAUCAAGCAGAGGAAUUUCAGCGUGAGGCGGCGUUGUCCUACGAUAUUGAGUGCAAGAUAUCUGAUCAACCUAUUCAUUGUUAUCACCAUCACUGCUAUAUACAAGCACUAGAUGUCCAGGUUGAACCCCCGGAACCAUCAUCUUCUGAGAGGUUGGAGUACUAUGAGCAUUUUUCAACAUAUCACGACCAAAGUGAUAUCCACAUUUUGGAAACUCCGGCACAUGCACACAACAUUCAGUCCUAUACAAGGACAUAUGAUCUACCACUUGAACCUUUUAAGCCAUCAUAUUCUCAGAAUUGGGGUUUUUAUGAUGCCUAUACGCAAGGGAAUGCUCUUGAAAACGAUAAACAUUCUCUAAUAUCUGGUGAAUAUGGAGGCAUUGGAAGCUUGUUCAUUUCCCCCUUUUAUCCUGGAGAGACAGAAUCGUUUGAGCUGGCCCCUCGUGAUGAACAUGCAUCCUUUGAGCAUAAUUGUCAUAAUUUGAUAUACAGAAACAUGCCCAUGGAUGAUGUCUCUCUAAUUACUCAACCGUACAGCGAUUACUGA